AUGCCACACAACCCAAACCCAUUCUUCGGCGCUAUACAGCGCAGAACCUCGUCACUCCCAGCCAACAACAGCGAAAGCCCGCGACACGAGCGAAGCGCAGAUAUAAAACCGACCCCCGAUCCGCGUCCUACGCCUCCACCAAAAGACGAGCAGCCUGCAGUCGCGGCGCCAUCUCCUGGAUGUUCGAAGCCUAGACUAGUGGAGGUCGAUACAGACGCUCUCGAAGCUGAACACCCGAGGGUUAUCAGAAUGUAUACAAGAAAUGCCACGGACGAGAAGAGACGCGGUGCACCUAGAGAAGUAGAUUUUGAUGAAGAAGCUUUCGAAGCCGGACGUUUGGGGUCCAGAUUGGAGCACGCGAGGUCUGCGCGAUCAAGCAGCGCUGCUGUGAGUGUCGAGAACACACGCACAUCCCAACCCGAACCUGCACCUGCUCGCUCUGACACCCGCGAGCGUCACUAG
Molecule: messenger RNA, 462 nt
Organism: Cucurbitaria berberidis CBS 394.84
Lineage: Eukaryota; Fungi; Ascomycota; Dothideomycetes; Pleosporales; Cucurbitariaceae
Exons: 1
Coding region: 1-462 (153 amino acids)
Source: RefSeq, a predicted model, not a curated record